CCAUUUUGUGUUUGAUUUAUACAUCCAUUCAUUCAUUCAUUCAUUCAAUUGAAUUGAAUGYAAACCAAAMGCAAACACACGACUAAUAGAUAGACUCAUGAGUUGUUGUUAUUAUUAUUAUUAUUGUUGAGUGAAUCCAAUGAUCAGCUAAUAAUCAAUUUUGUUAUUUGUGUUGACACACACCGUGUGUCCAAUCAAUGAAUCAAUCGCCACAACAGUUGUGAUCGAUUCCCGACAAGACAUCCAAAGACAUGCAGACAACGGCAACAAAGAUAACAACAACAACAACAUCGGCAGCAAAAGUCCGUCCCAUUUGAUCCAUCCAUCCAUUGGUCUUCAAAUAUCAUAUACCGUCUCACUACUGCAGUCCAUCCAUAUCAUCAUCACUUCAUAUAUAUCAGUACUCCGAAGAAGAUGUUGCGGUCAUCACAUUUGGUAAUUGUCGUCAUCGGAGUCAUACUAUUGCAAAGUUGCUUUCAAUCGGUUGUUGGCCAAGUGAUGUCCGUAUCGGUAUCCGAAACGGCCAACGAUCUGAUGAAUGGCCAACUGUUGCAUCACGGAAAGUGCGAAAAGAUAACGAUUCCCAUUUGCAUCGGUAAUAUCAAAUACAACGAAACAAUAUUCCCGAAUAUACUGAACCAAUUGAAACAAGAAGACGCCGGACUCGACGUCCAUCUCUAUAUGCCUCUCAUCAAAGUCCAGUGUAGUCCCGAUUUGUUGACAUUUUUGUGCUCAAUCUAUGCACCCGUUUGUACGAUACUGGAAAAGCCGUUACCUCCGUGCCGGUCGCUAUGUUUGUCGGCCAAAAUCGGUUGCGAAACACUAAUGAAUAAGUUUGGCUACAAAUGGCCCGAAUAUUUUGAUUGCGACAAAUUUCCGACACUCGAAGACCGAAAAAAAGGCAUUCUAUGCUUCGGUCAGGACAGUGACCAAAAACCCGACCAACCAGCCUAUACGGGUACUGGUGGCGGUGGUGGUAGUGUUAGUGGUGCCGGUGUGGCACCGUUUUUCAACAAUGUCAUCACCAAAUCGUGGCCAAAAUCGUUYGCUAACACCACUACUACCAUCAGCCGAGAUCUUGGUUUUGUUUGUCCCAUCAAUUUUCAGACACCCGCCGGAAUGGAUUACGUAUUUCGUGUUCAGGGCAAAGAGCACAAAAACUGUGGAGCACCGUGCGAUGGCCUACUGUUCAACAGUGACCAGCGCCGGCUAAUCAGGGUAUGGACCGGUAUCCUAGCACUGGUCUGUGUUUUUUCCACACUAUCAGCCGUCCUAACCUAUCUGAUYGAUACGUCACGCUUCCAAUACCCGGAACGUCCGAUCAUCUACUUGAGYCUUUGCUACUUUUUUGUCGGUCUCGUCUAUGUAAUCGGCUGGGCACUGGGCGACACUGUCGCCUGUAACCAACCGUUUCCGGCACCCGACGGUCAAGUCAACGUCCAAAUGGUACGGACCAUAACUCAGGGAAACAAACGAGAGUACUGUACUCUUUUGUUCUUAAUUUUAUACUACUUUACAAUGGCAUCGGCUGUCUGGUGGGUCAUACUUACCAUUACAUGGUUUCUGAGUGCCGGACUCAAGUGGAGCCACGAAGCCAUCGAAAGCCAACAACAUUACUUUCAUUUUACUGCGUGGACAAUACCGGCCCUGAAAGCAAUAGCCGUACUGGCCAUGCAUAAAGUCGAAGGUGACGUACUCACUGGUGUCUGUUUUGUCAGUCUCUGGACACAAUCAUAUUUGGCCAUUUUCGUACUCAUACCCCUACUCAUCUAUCUGGCCAUUGGUGUACUGUUCCUGACCACCGGGUUUAUAUCGCUCUGGCGUAUUCGUACGCUAAUGAAAAUGGACGGUACAUUCCAGACGGAUAAACUGGAAAAACUAAUGUUCCGUAACGGCCUGUUUUCCAUACUCUAUCUGUGUCCGGCUAUACUAUUGUUGGCCACCUAUUACUAUGAACACAAAAAUAUCGAUUCGUUUCUGUUGUCGUGGCUAACAGAAGUCUGUCAUCGGCCAGAGUUUGGUAUUCCCUGUCCGGUACCAAAACCAGACCAAAAACCAAUGAAACCCUAUCUGUUUGUAUUCAUAAUCAAGUAUAUGACAUGUCUGAUGCCAGGCAUUACAAUGAGCUUCUGGAUCUGGUCGGAGAAGACAAUGAAAUCGUGGGCAAAAUUGUUCAAAAAGAUAUUCUGUCUCAACACCCGAACAGAGGCUUAUAUAUAGUACAUAACAUACCAAACAAAUCAUAGAGAGAGAGAGAGAGUAAUGCCUUUUUAAAAAUAAGUUUUUUUUUUGUUAUUAUUAUAACGCUUUUUAAUAAUUAUUUAAAUGAAUGAUUGUAUAUAUAUUUAUACAGUAUAUAUA
Oppia nitens is the source of this 2361-nucleotide messenger RNA. It is a transcript of the gene fz, whose product is annotated as frizzled-1-like. The record is from RefSeq and is a predicted model, not a curated record. Gene Ontology annotation, molecular function: Wnt-protein binding; Wnt receptor activity. Lineage: Eukaryota; Metazoa; Arthropoda; Arachnida; Sarcoptiformes; Oppiidae. The transcript has a single exon. Gene Ontology annotation, cellular component: plasma membrane. The coding region runs from base 415 to 2220 and encodes 601 amino acids. Gene Ontology annotation, biological process: canonical Wnt signaling pathway; non-canonical Wnt signaling pathway.